AUGGGCUGUGGCGGCUCAGUGGCCAAGGCUGCAGCAGUGGAAACUGACGUGAAUCAGGUAGCUGAAAAAUCUGAAGAACUUGAAGAAGAGGUACAGGAUGGACUUCAAUUUGUCCAAGUCUUUGAUGCAGAGAAGACCGGUUUUCUCCCGCGGGAAACCAUCGCCACAAUUCUGCAGCUGUGCAGCAGCCUCUCAGAAGAGGAGGUGCAGGAGAGGAUGAAAGAUCUACCCUCCAAUAGCCAGGGAUUGGAAUACCAUCAUAUCAUUCCCUUCAUCGAGCUCGAGGCCACCUAUGACUUGGAAGAUCCAAAGCACCUGGCAAAAUACCUGCUCGAUGCCGGCGUCCGCCUGAUCAGGGCUCCGUACCUCUACAAGUUGCUCUCUGCAAAUAGGUGCAUGCCACGGCGCCAAGAGGCGGAGCACGACUGCUGUGAAGUGAAUGGAAUGGAGGUCUCAGCAUUGAUCUCACACGAGGAAGUGGCCGAAUGGGCGGUAGGUCGCAGGAAGGCAUUGAUUUGUUCAGUGUCUCACGCGUGGGAAACGCGGGAACACCGGAUCCCUGCAACUAUCAAUUGGAGAAUCUCGUGA
Durusdinium trenchii is the source of this 588-nucleotide messenger RNA. Lineage: Eukaryota; Dinophyceae; Suessiales; Symbiodiniaceae. The record is from the annotation of a GenBank genome assembly.